AUGAAGAAAUGGGACAGCUGCCAGGACUGUGCCCAAAUAAUUGAACUCCUUACAGCCCUUCUCUCCAACCCAGACAUGCAGACCAAGAUCAGGAGUGAGCUGGAGAAACUGUGUGACCACAUGCCAGGUCCUGCAGCACCUAAACUGUGCCAGGAGCAGGUGGAUAAGAACCUCCCCCUGUCCUUCACCUUCUUGACCAGCUUCGUCAAACCAGCUCAGGUGUGCUCCGUGUUGGGACUGUGUGGCUCCCAGUCAGAGGGCCAGCAGCAUGACCUGCUGACCAAUCACAUUCAAGACACUCUGAAGUCAGCCAUGACAAUGACAAAGGUGCAGUUCUCACCACAAUGUACCUUCUGCGUUUAUCUCAUCAAGUUACUGAAGAGUAUGCUGCCAAAAAUGGCUGUGAUUGAUAUGCUGGGGAAGGUGUGUGGCAUUCUGCCCUCAUCUUACAGAGAUCAGUGUGUGAACCUGAUAGAGAAGUAUGGUAAGAUGCUGAUGGACAUGCUCCUGAGCUACAUCACCCCUGAGGCCAUCUGCACCCUCAUCCAAGUCUGUCAUGGCAUGGAGACGCUUGUCAGUGAGAGUGCUCCUCUGUCUGACUGUGAGUCCUGUCUGACCCUGGCGGUUUUGACUCAUCUACAGUUGGGCUCCAACGCUUCAGAGCCUCAGACCGCCUCCUUCCUGGGCUCUGUCUGUCAGCUCCACCCCAACGCCCUCCCCAAGUGUGACGGCUUCACCCAGCUCCAUGCCCACCAGCUGAAGGGGGUUCUGGGUAAACCAGAGUCUGCCCUUAAUGUGUGUGAGAGGGUGGGUCUGUGUGGGGGAGUGAGAGAGGCAGGAGAACAGAGAGAGGACCCAUGCAUUCUGGGCACCAGCUACAGGUGCAGAGACCUCAAGACUGCCCUGGAAUGCAGGACAGUGUCCUUCUGCCAGAAGUUUGUGUGGAAGUAA
Messenger RNA from Salvelinus namaycush (lake trout), 951 nucleotides. Its product is annotated as prosaposin-like. Gene Ontology annotation, biological process: sphingolipid metabolic process. Gene Ontology annotation, cellular component: lysosome. The coding region runs from base 1 to 951 and encodes 316 amino acids. The transcript is spliced from 10 exons. Lineage: Eukaryota; Metazoa; Chordata; Actinopteri; Salmoniformes; Salmonidae. The record is from RefSeq and is a predicted model, not a curated record.